Andrographis paniculata is the source of this 1706-nucleotide messenger RNA. RefSeq names its product UDP-glycosyltransferase 75C1-like. The record is from RefSeq and is a predicted model, not a curated record. Gene Ontology annotation, molecular function: UDP-glycosyltransferase activity. Bases 162 to 1553 code for a protein of 463 amino acids. Lineage: Eukaryota; Viridiplantae; Streptophyta; Magnoliopsida; Lamiales; Acanthaceae. The transcript has a single exon.
CUCAAACGUCAUGGUUUCUAACCUCAUCCUCUCAUCUUAUCGGAUCAUAUCAGCUCAGCUGUCCGCUCCUACACCCUCGUCGUCCUCCUCGCAGUCUUUCCGAUUCCGACCACUCGACUCAAACAUCUACACAUUUUAUUAUACUACUAAAACGCCCACCAAUGGAGUUCCGCCACGUGCUCCUGAUAUCCUUCCCCGCACAGGGCCACAUCAAUCCCGCCCUUCAGUUCGCCAAGCGCCUCCUCCGCCUCGGCAUCCAGGUAACUUUCGUCACCACCGUUCACGCCCGCCGCUGUAUGGACAACACCGCCACCGCCGGGGCAUUGCCUGACGCCCUCAAUUUCGCCCUCUUCUCCGACGGAUACGAAGAUGGCUUCGACCGCGACUCCAUUGGUUAUCAGAAACACAUGGCCGAUCUCAUAACCAAUGGCUCCAAGGCUUUGAGGGACGCCGUAGCUGCCGCCGCCCGCCCCGUCACGCGCCUCGUCUACACUCUCCUCCUUCCCUGGGCCACCCAGGUGGCGCGUGAGUGCAACAUCCCCUGCGCGCUGCUCUGGAUUCAGCCCGCCACCGUCCUCGACCUAUACUAUUACUAUUUUCACGGUUUCCAAGACGAGAUCACCUCCAACUCCGCCGAUCCCUCCUGGCGGCUUCACCUGCCCGGAGGACUUCCCCCGUUCUCAAAACGAGACCUUCCAUCAUUCAUUCUCCCGACAACCUCGGAGAAGGAUAAAUUCGCGCUCGCGUUAUUUAAGGAGCAGGUGGACGUGCUGGACGGCGAGGAAAGGCCGAAAGUGCUUGUCAACACAUUCGACGCGCUGGAAGCAGAAGCACUCAAAGCCAUCCACGGCUACGAGCAGAUCGCCAUCGGGCCGUUGAUUCCCUCCGCCUUCUUGGACGGUCAGGAUUCGACCGACAAGUCCUUCGGCUGCGAUCUUUUUGAAAUCAAAAGCAACAAUUACUUGGAGUGGCUGAACACCCAGCCCAAAUCGUCGGUUGUCUACGUGUCGUUCGGCAGUGUGAUUAAGCUGACGAAGCCGCUGGUGGAGGAGAUCGGAAAAGCUCUGAUCGACUCCGGCCGACCAUUUCUGUGGAUAAUCCGAUCGGACGACGUGGAGGGGAAUUCAAUGAGUCGAUUGGCGGAGCUGGAGAAGAUGGGGAAGAUCGUGCCGUGGUGCUCGCAGUUGGAGGUUCUGACGCAUCCGUCGGUGGGAUGCUUCGUGACGCACUGCGGCUGGAAUUCGACGUUGGAGAGCGUGUCGUGCGGCGUUCCGGUGGUGGCGUUCCCGCAGUGGACGGAUCAAGGGACGAAUGCGAAGCUGAUUGAGGAGGUAUGGCGGACGGGCGUGCGAGUGAGGGUGGAGGAGGAUGAGGAGGAGGAUCGGACGGUGGAGAGCGAGGAGAUAAGGAGGUGCAUCGAGGCAGUGAUGGACGGCGGGGAUCAGAGCAGAGAGGUGCGGCGGAAUGCGGAGAAGUGGAAGGGAUUGGCUAGAGAUGCUGUGGACGGUGUUAGCGGGUCUUCUACAAGGAAUUUGGAGGCCUUUUUUGCUUAAGGUCAAUAAUUAUUAAUGGCAUUCACAAUAACGUGUGUGCUUUCGUGCUUUUAGUAUUUCUUAUACUGCAAUUUAGCCUUUAUUUUCCAAGGUACUUUUAGAAAUUUGGCAUUAUCUAAUUUGUUAAAAAAAAUUAUGGUGUCAUUUUUUUUA